UGAAAAUUCAGCAUCCAAUAGACCUGGACCCUACAGGUCAAAGCCAUUCUUUCAACAAACCUCCCGGGACGGUGAAGUGCCAUGCGGUAAUCCUAAACUCCAAAAAUGCCCCGUCGCGCCGCUUCCCCAGCUGCCUCUGAGCACGAAGUUGAUAUCCUCGGCUCUAUUUUCGCAAACGAUAACGAUAUCGAAGUCAAGACCAAAGCGAAGAAGCGGACUGGUGGCCAUGACGAGAUCGAUCUUGAUAUCGAUGCACUGCUCAACGGUGCCGGAGAUGGCGGAGAGGAUGACGAUGAAGCGCUCAUUGCGCUGCAGCAGGCUGCAUCCUUUCGCAAGACGACCAACUUGAAAGGAAAGACAGGCAAGAAGUCUGGCGGAUUUCAAGCCAUGGGUUUAAACCCAAGUCUACUCCAAGCUAUUACUAGGAAAGGAUUCUCAGUCCCGACACCUAUCCAGCGCAAGUCUAUACCCUUGAUUCUUGACCGCCGCGAUGUGGUAGGAAUGGCUCGGACCGGUUCCGGAAAGACGGCCGCCUUCGUUAUUCCAAUGAUCGAGCGCCUCAGGGCUCACAGCCCGCGAGUCGGUGCCAGAGCCUUGAUCAUGUCGCCUUCUCGAGAGCUCGCACUGCAAACACUCAAGGUUGUCAAGGAGUUCGGCAAGGGUACCGACCUGAAGACUGUUUUGCUUGUCGGUGGUGACAGUUUGGAGGACCAGUUCGGCUUCAUGACCACCAACCCGGAUAUCAUUAUUGCUACCCCCGGUCGAUUUCUUCAUCUCAAGGUCGAGAUGUCGCUUGACCUUUCUUCGAUCAAAUACGUCGUCUUUGAUGAGGCCGAUAGACUAUUCGAAAUGGGUUUCGCAACCCAACUCACCGAGAUUCUGCAUUCUUUGCCUCCCUCUCGCCAGACUCUACUCUUUUCCGCCACCUUGCCGAGGUCGCUUGUCGAGUUUGCCAGGGCCGGCCUCCAAGACCCCAGUCUGGUGCGUCUUGAUGCAGAGACAAAGAUCUCGCCAGAUCUCGAGAGUGCCUUCUUUUCAGUGAAGGGCGCAGAGAAGGAGGGUGCGCUUCUUCACAUAUUGCAAGAUGUUAUAAAGAUGCCGACGGGGACACCUGAAGGGUUUAAAGAGGAUAAGGAUGAGGGCUCCAAGAAGAGGAAGCGAGGUCCUGAUCGCCCGAACCCCAAAGAGAAGCCGACGGAGCACUCAACGAUUAUUUUCACAGCAACAAAGUUCCAUGUCGAGUACCUCACCUCAAUACUUAUCCAGGCUGGCUACGCCGUCUCCCAUGCUUAUGGUGCGCUGGACCAAACCGCACGAAAGAUUCAGGUUGAAGAUUUCAGGAGAGGCAAGACAAACAUUUUAGUUGUCACAGACGUUGCCGCACGAGGUAUCGAUAUUCCUGUUCUGGCAAACGUUAUCAACUACGACUUCUGCGACCAGCCCAAAGUCUUUGUACACCGUGUUGGAAGAACGGCACGUGCAGGGCAGAAGGGAUGGAGUUACAGCUUGGUGUCUGAUAUUGACGCCCCAUACCUGCUCGAUUUGCAGCUCUUCUUGGGAAGGAGACUUGUGGUCGGCCAGGACACAUCGGCGAACGCAAACUUCGCCUCUGAUGUUGUGCUGGGAGCACUACAACGGAAUCCAAUCGAAACGAAUGUUGAGUGGGUGGAGAAAGUUGUACAGGAGUCACAUGAUAUUGCCUUGAUGCGGAGCGUGGUCGUAAAAGCUCAGAAGCAAUACUUGCGUACUCGGGUCUCGGCGUCAAGUCAGAGCGCGAAGAGGGCAAGAGAGCUGACGGCUUCCAGAGCAUGGUCACAACCUCAUCUGAUUUUCGGUGUAAACACCGACGACACCGAGGCACUCCGCGUGGAAAUGCUUGCCAAAAUCAGUGGCUUUAAGCCUCAGGAGACUGUGUUUGAAAUUGGCCAUGGAGGGAAAGGAACAAUAUCAGAGGCCGUCGAGGUCAUGAAACAGUUGAGGAAAAGAGCGCCCGUAAGAAAAUCCAAAACCGACAAGGACGCUAAUGAUGAGGACGAAGAUGUUCCGAUCAUCAAGCGCGCAAAGUCGGAUGAAAGCAGUGAUGAGGACGCUUCCUUCGAUGAGGAGGACGACUUUGGUGCUGCAAACGACGAGUCCGAUGAAGAACUCGAGGUGACAGUUUCCAACAACGCCGACGCGGCAAAGAAUACUUCUGCAUGGAGAGAUUCGGAACAUUUCAUGACCUACACGCCUCGUCAAUCAAAUGUAGCAGAGGAGCGCGGUUACGGUGUAAAUGCUGGAUCAAAUGGGGCAAACUUCCUCGAAGCCGCGCGCGACGUAGCAAUGGACAUCGCCAACGACGAAAAGUCCACUUCGUUUGGCGCACCAAAUCGGGCGACGAUGCGAUGGGACAAGAAGAACGCCAAGUACGUGUCACGUGCACACGACGAGGACGGCAGCCGCGGCAACACCAAGAUGAUUCGCGGAGAGAGCGGUGUCAAGAUUGCCGCAAGCUUCAAGAGCGGUCGCUUCGACAGGUGGCGCAAGGACAACCGUCUGGGUAAGCUGCCUGGAGUCGGUGAAGCUGAGACUGGGCUUCCCAGAGGUAUGGGUGGUGGUGCUGUCGGUGGAGGUGGCCGUCGUUUCAACCACAAGCGUGAGGAUGCGCCAAAGGAGGCUGACAAAUUCCGUGAUGACUACCACGUACGGAAGAAGCGUGUUGCUGAGGCCAAGGAGAAGAGAAUUGGCAAGUUCAGGGACGGCGAGGGCAGCAAGCGUGAGAUCAAGAACAAUGAUGAUAUUCGCAAGGCACGCAAGAUCAAAGAGCUCAAGAUGCGGAAGAACGCACACGAGGAAAUGGCUAGCACAGACAAGCCGGCCGAUGAUCGCGAUGCGAUAGACAUUCUAGAGGCAGAAACCAAGGAGGCAACCAAGGAUACCGAAAUCGACCGCAUUUUAAAUGCCUUUCGUCUCGAUGCUAUCGAAUUCACCAUUAACCCUACCCGCCCGUUUGUCCCCUUCUCCAGGUAUGCCGUCCUCGGCCUGCAGCCAGGCGUGCCCGAAUCCGACAUCAAGAUCACCUACCGCAAAAAGUCACUCCUGAUCCACCCGGAUAAGACGCGAAACCCGAUGGCGCCCGAGGCGUUCGACCGACUCAAGAAGGCGCAGACGGAGCUGAUGGACGAGAAGCACCGGGCGCUGCUGGACGAGGCCAUCUCGGACGCGCGGAUGCUGGUGCUGCGCGACAAGAAGUGGACGGUCGACAGCCCGGAGCUCAAGACGGACGAGUUCAAGAAGCUGUGGGCGGACAAGACAAAGUACGUGCUCAUCGAGAACGAGCAGCGGAGGAGGAGGCAGCUCAAGGGCCAGAUGCAGGAGGAGGGUAGGCAGCAGCGCAAGGAGGAGGCAGAGAUCGAGGAGCGCAAGCGCAAAAGGCAGCACGACCAGGACUGGGAGGCGACGAGGGAUCAGCGCAUAAGCAGCUGGAGGCAGUUCUCGCAGAAGAAGUCGGGCGAGUCGAGCAAGAAGAAGAAGAAGUUGAAGCCUAUUGGUUGA
This is a messenger RNA of Pyricularia grisea, 3534 nucleotides long. RefSeq lists its product as uncharacterized. NCBI's taxonomy places the organism in Eukaryota, Fungi, Ascomycota, Sordariomycetes, Magnaporthales, Pyriculariaceae. Gene Ontology annotation, molecular function: RNA helicase activity; RNA binding; ATP binding. Bases 106 to 3534 code for a protein of 1142 amino acids. The record is from RefSeq and is a predicted model, not a curated record. Gene Ontology annotation, cellular component: nucleus. The transcript has 4 exons.